GCGCUUUCAGUCGGAUGCGCUCCCGCUCUCAAGCCAUUGGUCGACUUGCGCGCGUUGAAGACAAACCUGACUGAGUGAGAGAAUCCAGUUUAAGACGAUGGCUUCAAAGUGCCCUAAAUGCGAAAAGACUGUUUAUUUUGCUGAGAAAGUGUCAUCACUGGGGAAGGACUGGCACAAGUUCUGUCUGAAGUGCGAGCGCUGCAGUAAGACCCUCACAGCGGGUGGCCAUGCUGAGCAUGAUGGGAAACCAUACUGCCACAAGCCAUGCUAUGCUGCCCUCUUUGGGCCAAAAGGUGUGAACAUCGGGGGUGCAGGCUCAUAUGUGUAUGAGGCUCCCGCCAACUCCUCCCCACCUGCAUCCAUCGUGGACUCUGCACCCAAACCACAGGAGAAACGGGUCCCAGCACCUUCAAGGCCGCCAUCUAAAGCUGGAAGCGUCACCACCUUCUCUGGGGAAGCCAACCUGUGUCCCAGAUGCAACAAGAAAGUCUAUUUUGCUGAGAAGGUGACGUCAUUGGGGAAGGACUGGCAUCGCCCAUGCCUGCGUUGUGAGAGGUGUAAGAAGACACUGGCAGCAGGCAGCCACGCAGAGCACGACGGUCAGCCCUACUGCCAUAAACCAUGUUAUGCUGUCCUCUUCGGCCCUAAAGGUGUAAACACUGGCGGUGUUGGCAGCUACAUCUAUGACAAGGAGCCUAACACGGAGGCUCAGCCUUGAUUUUCAAUCCUUGGGAGCCCAACUUCACUAUUAUAACAGCCACUACCAGUACCUCACGCACUUUCACAUAUGCCCCACUUUUUGCCUUAUCACGGAUAACCUGUGCCAGCUUGGACCUUUCUGCAGAAAAGUGACACUAGAUACUACAAUCAUGCCUUGAGCUCCAACUGCACCACUUCUUCUUGGUCCCCAAUUCCAAUAGUCCCCAACAAAACUGAACUGGUUAAUAUAAUCAUUUCUGAUUAAUUUAUUUACCUGUAUACAGUAUCAUUGUUUGUCUAAUCAUUAAAACACUAUUGUAGUUUCUCUACAAAGGAAAAACCAAGAUCCCUAUUUCCACAAUACUGCAUGUACAGUAGGAUGUUUAUGUAAUGUGUUCUAGUAGCAGAUAAAACAACAAAAGUUCUCUCUGGGAGCUUUUGUUUUAUGAAGAGGAGCCAGGCUGUUUGCAAUGCCUGCCGACAGAGAGAUGAAUCUCACAUUAGAGGCUCCGCGCAGGUGCGUUCGGGAGCACAUCAUCAUAAAUCUGAAAAAUAUUCCCAAACCCAGAUUCACUUUUUGGCCAUAUGGCAACAUUCCUAAGUUUAAACAUUUUAAGACAAGGUCUGCAGGAUGUAUGCAGAGACAGUAAAGUGAAACAGCCAAGCUCUUAUUUUUAAAGGGAGGAGAGAUCCUGCUUCCAGAAGGGCACCGUCUUGCAGAGUUUAGCUCUAGCUUUAAUUAAGUACACCUGAACCAGCUAAUCAAGGUCUUCCAGAUUACUAGAAAUUUACAGGGAGCUAAAAUCAGCGGGCCCUCCAGAAGCAGGUCCCUGAUUUAUGGGGUAGCUAGUUGAAGUCCAUAGAGACAGGGGUGUGUGUGAUUGGUGCUUGGUGACCAAGUAGCUGCAGCUGAUAUUUCUGAUGCCAAUCUAGUACCGUUACAUAACGCAUGGAAACGGAUUAAAGAUAUGAAUAAGCUUUUGUAUUGUUUGUGAUCUGAACAUUUUAGACGAACCCCAGUUUCUCAAAGUGUUGAAACUGAAGUAUUAUGUUUCCCAGUAGUUCUUUAGUUCGUAGUAAAUUCGACUACAUUCUUUUGAAUGUGCAUUUGUACUCUAUGACUGUUAUUUUGCUGUAUCAGGCCUUUGUUCUUUUGAGAACUUUAUGCAGUCAAGUCCUGCUGCUUCCGUAUGUUUAAUCCCAUAUUAAAGUUUAUGUAAAGCUU
Molecule: messenger RNA, 1924 nt
Organism: Labeo rohita (rohu)
Lineage: Eukaryota; Metazoa; Chordata; Actinopteri; Cypriniformes; Cyprinidae
Gene: crip2
Product: cysteine-rich protein 2
Exons: 8
Coding region: 98-718 (206 amino acids)
Source: RefSeq, a predicted model, not a curated record